Cyprinus carpio (common carp) is the source of this 1766-nucleotide messenger RNA. RefSeq lists its product as uncharacterized. Gene Ontology annotation, cellular component: mitochondrion. The record is from RefSeq and is a predicted model, not a curated record. NCBI's taxonomy places the organism in Eukaryota, Metazoa, Chordata, Actinopteri, Cypriniformes, Cyprinidae.
UGUCAUUUUUACAUGCAUUCUGAAUCACAAACAUCUUAAAGACAUCUUAUGAACGUCUAUUUGACAUCUGAUAGGAAACGUCCGUGUUGUACGUGUGCAGAUGCUUGCACGAUCUUUAACAGACGUACGUGUAGCUACUAUUGAUGUCGGCACUGAACUCGUAUCAAGCAUUCGCGUGUUAUAUUUCAUUCCCGGGGAGUUUGCCUGAUGUACGAUUAACAUGUCAGGACAGGGAUUGUUUUACAACCGGAUCUCACGAGCCAAGGUCAGCUAAGAGACGCUCAGAUUACCGGAGAGCUCUUCAGCGUGUGCAGAGUGACUCACUGCACCUGCUGAUGCUUUCAGCUCAUGCGACUCUUCUUUGAAUAUUUUAGAGUUGGACAGUGUGCGUUUGGAACGGAGGGAGGCGGGUCUUCACUGAACACCGAUCAGCUGAGGCGGGACCGUCACACGCGCGCGCUCGUAUCAUAUUUAGCGUUAUUCCCGUGCAUGUCGGAGCGAUGUUUCACUGUCCGAGGAACGUUUCUGGAGCGGCUUUAUUACCGCAGCGCUUCAACUUCACCGGAUCGCCGCGUGUUUUUCACGCGAGCCGCGCAUUGCAUAACCACCGCGCGGUGUGCCGCUCGCGCGUUUACCGGAGAUUAACGGCAGCGAACGCUGUUUUAUCCCGUUCCUGUUUACACGAGACUCCGCCGCCGGAUCUCGCUGCACGCGCGCGAAUGGCGGCUUUUGCUCAGAACGCUGCAGCGCCGCGCCGCGAAUACAGCGAUCGAAGCGUCCUCGGACUCGGUGAACUUGAGUCGUUUCUCUCCGCUCGUUCUCCAGCUCCUGUCGCGAUCCAAACGAGACGAUCAUCCACGACUCCCAAGAAAACGCAAGAAGAACGCACCGCUAACACUCAAACGGAUCAGGUGUCGUCCGUGUCCGGCGCUGAAGGUCAGAGGUCAGAUGAGAAGCCCAGUAAGACGCAGCAGCUCAGGAAGGUGUUUAAGGAGUACGGCGCCGUCGGCGUUUCCUUCCACAUCGGAAUCUCGCUCAUUUCUCUGGGAAUGUUCUACCUCGCUGUAUCCAGUGGGAUUGACAUGGCGGCUCUGCUGUGUAAGCUGGGCUUCAGUGAGUCUGUGGUUCAGUUGCGGAUGGCGGCCGGCACCAGCACGUUUGUGUUAGCGUACGCCGUGCACAAGCUCUUCGCUCCGCUGCGGAUCAGCAUCACGCUGGUGUGUGUGCCGCUCAUCGUCAGACACCUCAGGAGGACGGGACUGUUCAGAGCCGGACCGUCCGGCCCGUGAGCGCUUCAUUCAUCCUCCACUCACGACACUAACAUACUACAGUGCAUCUCUAGAGCGUACAGUACCUCAUACAGACACAAAUCAUGUGUACGCCAUGCUUUGGGUGCAAGCGUGUGAAUAUUAACACGCGUGUGAUGAAUCGAGUGCCUCUUUCUGAUCAGGACUUUAGUUUUAAGCUCUGCAGUCUUUAUGGAGUCUGUUGGCAUUUCUUCAUUUUAGCAGCUGUGAUUUUUGUAAAUGAAAGAGUUAAUGAAGGACUGUAAUGUGUUGGUUUGUUUUAUAUUCUAAGACGGUUGAAUUAAUUUUCUUCACACUAAUGUGAAUCACCUAAUGUGGAUUUUUAAGGAGAUUUCAGGACAAUUUAGAAUUUUGACUGUUAAUUAUAUUGAAAUUCUCAUUGUGUAAUAUUAAUGGAAAUCUUAAUAAUGUUAUAUAUGGCUGUUUAAUUAUAUAAUAAAAUAUUUGCUCUAUAAGGUC